Fusarium subglutinans is the source of this 789-nucleotide messenger RNA. Its product is annotated as alcohol dehydrogenase. The transcript is spliced from 3 exons. The coding region runs from base 1 to 789 and encodes 262 amino acids. The record is from RefSeq and is a predicted model, not a curated record. NCBI's taxonomy places the organism in Eukaryota, Fungi, Ascomycota, Sordariomycetes, Hypocreales, Nectriaceae.
AUGUCCACGUCCAAAGUUGCACUGGUCACAGCUGCGAGCAGUGGUCUCGGCGCAGCCAUUGCUCGCAUGCUUGCCGUCGACCUAGGAAUGAACGUGGUAAUUAACUUCAACAGCAAUGAAUCUCGCGCAAAAGAGCUAGUCCAAAACCUUCAAGCCGAGUGCGAGAAAAAGCAUGCAGGUUCAAAUAUCUCGAUCCAGGCCAUUCAAGCAGAUACGUGCGACAAGCAGCAGAUCAAAUCGCUUGUCGAUGAAGCAGCAUCGAGGUUUGGCGGUCGUCUAGAUGUUGUCAUAUCCAAUGUCGGAUGGACAAAGAUGCGUCAGUUCUCAGACAUCGACGACAAUGUUGACGAGGAUGACUGGGAUCGCUGCUACGUUGCCAAUGUAAAGAGUCACCUUUGGCUUUUCCAUGCGGCGAAACGGUUUCUAGAGGAGAGCAACAAGCGAGAAGCUGGAGUGCCUGUUUUUGUGUCUACAGCUAGUUUGGCGGGUGUGAUCCCGAGUGGAAGUAGCGUGCCGUACGCCGUCACAAAGGCCGCCCAGAUUCACCUUGGGAAAUGUCUUGCCAAGAUAGCUGCGCCGUCAAUCAGGGUAAACACUAUUUCUCCUGGAAUAUUACUAACGGAAUGGGGUCUUUCGUUCCCCCCAGAGCGACUUGAAGCUGCUCGUAACACGAAUAAGUUGGGACGUUUUGCCACGGUUGAAGACGUUGCGGAGCAGGUUAAAGCUUUCAUCGUGUCCAAAUCAGUUACUGGACAGAAUGGGGUCGUCGAUGCGGGUUUUGGUUUGUGA